Molecule: messenger RNA, 1849 nt
Organism: Anneissia japonica
Lineage: Eukaryota; Metazoa; Echinodermata; Crinoidea; Comatulida; Comatulidae
Product: zinc finger protein 506-like
Exons: 6
Coding region: 28-1521 (497 amino acids)
Biological process (GO): regulation of transcription by RNA polymerase II
Molecular function (GO): RNA polymerase II cis-regulatory region sequence-specific DNA binding; DNA-binding transcription factor activity
Source: RefSeq, a predicted model, not a curated record
GCCAAUAUUGCAGAUUUACUGGAUACGAUGCCUCGUGUAUUCUUAGUAAAGCGUAGGUCACAGUAUGAUGUAACGUUUCCAGAAGAUAUAUUGCAAGCACAGACACCACCAGCAGUCGUCGACACAAAAUCCGGUUCUUUAGUUCAAGAGUCUUCGAUACACCGUCCAAUUUCAACCAUCAAACUCACAUCUUCUAAAGUUUUUGAUUUUCAUGAGGUAGAAGUUUUUAAUAAAUGCCAUUCGCAGUUUCACCAAAGUCAACAUGUAGGCCUUGGGCAAUUAAGAUAUAACGAAAGCAUCUGUGAGCAAGUGAACACUUUGAAAAAAGAAGAGUCAAUCAAUGUAGGUCUGCCAGACUACCCGGAAGAAUUUCCGAAGCAAAAUGAAAUUGAAAUGGAUAACAUAUCGACUUCAAUGGACACACGUUUUAACAAGUUAGAAGUGAAGGAUAUGGAUCCCGGAUGCAGUUCAAAAGAAGGCUUGUUUCCCGGGGAGAAGUAUUUGCGUCAAGGCACAACUCAAUCAAGUUUCAAUCCUGUGCUUAAGGCGUGGAAAUCGUCCAUUCCUCCAGAGUACGUCUCUGAAAUCUUAGCCAAACAGAGACAACGAAUCCUUGCUAAGCAUGUAGUUAACAUCCAAAAAGGAUUUUUUGAUUUGAAGAAGGUGAGCCGAAGAGGACGCAAUAAUGCAAGACAACCAAUACCUGGGCUUGAAUACAUACAAAAUGGCACUGACAUGCAUUAUAGAAAUAUCACAUCAACGCAAUUAUCUUCAUAUUCGACGGAUAGUAAUAGCUUGGAAAGGGCCAAGACAACGGAUGGAGAUCUUAAUGAGUCAGAUGGGAAACAAUCCCAGCAGAGAAAAUACGUCUGUGAUAUCUGCCAUAAAGGAUUCAGCAGAAGCAAUACACUUGUCACUCAUAAGCGUAUUCACACAGGAGAUAAACCCUUCGCAUGUGAAGUGUGCGGUCGAGCAUUCCGUCAACCAGGCAACUUAACUCGCCAUCGCCUAAUACAUACGACAGUGAAACCCUACAAGUGUUCGCAGUGCGGAAAGGCCUUUAACCGUGCGUCCAAUCUCCAUACGCACAUGCGCACUCAUACCAACUACAAGCCUUUCGUAUGUCAGUACUGCGGGAAAGGAUUCCAUCAAAAGAUCGACAUGAAAAUACACUCAUAUACCCAUACAGGUGAAAAACCACACAAGUGCAAGAAAUGUGGCAGAGGGUUUAAACAACUCACCCAUCUAACCUAUCACAUGAGGACGCACUCUGACGUCAAAAUGUACACGUGCACAUACUGUGGCAAAGGCUUCAACCAAAAAGGAAAUCUGCAGGCUCAUAUAUAUGGACAUACAGGAGAGAGGCCAUAUCGAUGUGAAAUUUGCGGGAAGGGGUUCACGUUAGCAAGCACCUUGAACACACAUCGCAGGACACACGCCAACCGCCUAGCUGUCCCAACGUUUACAGCGAAAGCUCUACCGUUCAACUCUAUGCAUCAUGGAGCGACGAACGUCGAAUAGGAUGGUCAAUGAUUGAUACCGUAGUUAAUAUAUGUACAUUUUUAUACGGCUUAGAACUGAAUCAAAUGAAUAUUGAAAUGUUGCAAAUAACCAAAAUCAUUCGGACGGGUAUGCAUUGGACCUUGGAAUAAAGGAAAAAAUUCUUUUAAUCGAGCUAAAAUGUGAAUUCUUUCUGAUUAUUGUUUAUUGACCUUUUCAUGCCUGUUGAUUUUGCAAAAUAAAAAGUAAAUAAUGAUUGACGUCACCUGACUGCAGUUUGAAGUAUCGACCCUAAUAUGAGUAUGUCCAACAAGCAAUUGUGUUAAAUAAAAGAAUAUAAUAAAUACGA